CUUAAUAACUUGAUGAGUUACAGAAAUGCAAUGCAGCAGUGGAAAGGAUUAUUUCAUUAUCUGUGGCCUAAAUCAUAUUCUGCUGACAUCCUGGAACACACUGGUAAUCCCAGGUACAAUAUAAAGCAAAGGGGAUACACCCAGGGUCCAUUUGUAGCACAGACCUGACUCAUUCCACCACCGUCCCGCAGACAUAGCCAAAGUCCAGUACAGAGGGGGCAGCACACCACUCAACCACAGCCAUGAAUGGAACAGAGGGCCCGUUCUUCUACGUGCCCAUGUCCAAUGCCACUGGCGUUGUGAAGAGUCCAUACGAUUAUCCUCAAUACUACCUAGUGGCACCAUGGGCAUACGCCAUGCUUGGAGCUUACAUGUUCUUCCUCAUUCUCAUCGGCUUUCCAAUCAACUUCCUUACGCUGUAUGUCACCAUUGAGCACAAGAAGCUGCGCACACCCCUAAACUACAUCCUCUUGAACUUGGCUGUUGCUGACUUGUUAAUGGUGUUUGGAGGCUUCACGACCACGGUAUACACAUCUAUGCAUGGCUACUUCGUCUUUGGGCGCCUUGGCUGCAACCUGGAAGGCUUCUUUGCAACCUUUGGUGGUAUCAACUCACUCUGGUGCCUGGUCGUGCUCUCCAUUGAGAGAUGGGUAGUCGUUUGCAAACCCAUGAGCAACUUCAGAUUUGGAGAGAACCAUGCCAUCAUGGGAGUAGCAUUCACCUGGGUCAUGGCCUUGGCCUGUACUGUGCCCCCCCUGGUCGGCUGGUCCCGUUAUAUCCCUGAGGGCAUGCAGUGCUCAUGUGGAAUUGACUACUACACUCGUGCAGAGGGGUUCAACAAUGAGUCCUUUGUCCUCUACAUGUUCUCAGUCCACUUCUUGACCCCACUCUUCAUCAUCACCUUCUGCUAUGGUCGUCUGGUCUGCACUGUCAAGGAGGCUGCAGCUGCACAGCAGGAGUCUGAAACCACCCAGAGAGCUGAGCGUGAGGUCACUCGCAUGGUCAUCAUCAUGUUCAUUGGCUACUUGGUUGCCUGGUUGCCCUAUGCCAGUGUGGCUUGGUACAUCUUCACCCAUCAGGGCAGUGAGUUUGGUCCUGUCUUCAUGACCCUCCCAGCCUUCUUUGCCAAAAGCUCCUCAUGCUUCAACCCUAUCAUCUAUGUCUGCAUGAACAAGCAGUUCCGCCACUGCAUGAUUACCACCCUGUGCUGCGGCAAGAACCCCUUCGAGGAAGAGGAGGGCGCUUCCACCACUGCCUCCAAGACCGAGGCCUCAUCCGUCUCCUCCAGCUCUGUGUCCCCGGCAUAAAGACACGAGCCACCUUACUCACUAUAGCAAGAUCUACUGGGCACUCCUACAACAGCCACCGAGACGAAGACUUCAGCCCAGAGAAUCAA
This is a messenger RNA of Hemibagrus wyckioides, 1396 nucleotides long. Its product is annotated as rhodopsin. The transcript has a single exon. Gene Ontology annotation, cellular component: photoreceptor outer segment; membrane. Gene Ontology annotation, molecular function: G protein-coupled receptor activity. The coding region runs from base 243 to 1307 and encodes 354 amino acids. Gene Ontology annotation, biological process: G protein-coupled receptor signaling pathway; phototransduction; visual perception. Lineage: Eukaryota; Metazoa; Chordata; Actinopteri; Siluriformes; Bagridae. The record is from RefSeq and is a predicted model, not a curated record.